Molecule: messenger RNA, 5201 nt
Organism: Cavia porcellus (domestic guinea pig)
Lineage: Eukaryota; Metazoa; Chordata; Mammalia; Rodentia; Caviidae
Gene: Colec10
Product: collectin subfamily member 10
Exons: 6
Coding region: 149-982 (277 amino acids)
Source: RefSeq, a predicted model, not a curated record
AAAAUAAACAACUGGAGAAUGCUCCCUGGACAGCUUUCUGGAACACAGGCUCAGGUCUUUCCCUUUCUUCCCUGAGCAGUACACAUGGUGUAAAAUAUAUCUCUGGAUCUGGCGUAUCUGGGAGACCCUAUUUGGAGGAGCUGCAAAAAUGAACAGCAGUAGAGUCCUGCUGCGAAGCAACCAGUUCAUCCUCCUGCUGCUAUUCCUCCUGCAGAUUCAGAGUCUGGGGCUGGAUAUUGACAGUCGCCCGACCGUGGAAGUCUGUGCCACGCACGCCAUUUCACCUGGACCCAAAGGAGAUGAUGGUGAGAGAGGAGAUCCAGGAGAAGAGGGGAGAGAUGGCAAAGUGGGGCGCAGGGGGCCGAAAGGAAUUAAAGGAGAGCUGGGGGACACGGGACCCCAGGGCAGUAUUGGCAAGUCUGGGCCCAUUGGCAAGAAAGGUGACAAAGGAGAGAAGGGUCUGCUUGGGAUUCCAGGAGUGAAAGGCAAGGCAGGUACCGUCUGUGAUUGCGGAAGAUACCGGAAAGUUGUUGGACAACUGGAUAUUAGCGUUGCCCGGCUCAAGACAUCUAUGAAAUUCGUCAAGAAUGUCAUAGCGGGGAUUCGGGAAACUGAAGAAAAGUUCUAUUACAUCGUGCAGGAGGAGAAGAGCUACCGGGAGUCCCUGACCCACUGCAGGAUUCGGGGUGGAAUGCUCGCCAUGCCCAAAGAUGAAGCCAUCAACACCCUCAUCGCUGACUACGUGGCCAAGAGUGGCCUCUUCCGGGUGUUCAUUGGGGUGAAUGACCUGGAGAAGGAGGGCCAGUAUGUGUUCACAGACAGCACCCCGCUGCAGAACUACAGCAAUUGGCAGGAGGGGGAGCCCAGUGACCCCUACGGGCAUGAGGACUGCGUGGAGAUGCUGAGCUCUGGCCGCUGGAAUGACACAGAGUGCCACCGUACCAUGUACUUCAUCUGCGAGUUUGUCAAGGAGAAGAAGUAACUUCUCUCCUGCCGCACGCGCAUUAGCUCCCUGCGACCAGCCCUGCAGUUAUGUGUCCACCUCUGUCUUCCUAAUCACACUAAAUUCACCCUGACUCAAAUGAGAAAGGCCAUGUGGGGGGUUGGCGUCUAGCAUGCUCUUGGUACCAGUUCUGACAUUAUUAAUCAUCUGUCACUGACCAAGAGCUCAGAGAGUACCAGGCACCCUGAAAAAGAGCAUUUGAAUGGCUAGGAGGGCAGGAGGUGUUUGUCUGUGAGCCCCAUGAAAUAUUCUUAGGGGCUUUUUUUAAAAAACCAUCUCUCCCUUUGGUCCCGUCCAUUGCAGAUACCUGAAUAGGUGCUUCAUGGUGAUUAGGUUGGUUGGUAUUGGUUAGGCGUCCCUGCUCUUGUUCAAAGUCAGACGUCUAAGAGGCCCGAGGAACAUGACGGUAUUUCCUACCUUUCAACUCGGUGACUGGACCACGCACUCACAUGGCUGUAGCCACAGCUGAAAGUUCCCCUUGUUUGUAGAGGCAGAAAUGCUUGAACCCCAGGCUCUAUCAGGAACUUCGAGCUUAGUGACCUACUCCAGACCACGUGGACCUACUCCUGGCAACUCCUUUGCAACCCUGAUCUACAAACUUCACUGAAGUAAACCAGGCAGGGUCCCUGGACCCAGUUCUGGAAGCUCACGUCUUUAUUCCAGGAUCUCAGGUAUUCACUCUCCAGUUUGAGAAAGGGGGGAUUCUGGGAAUUGAAAAAAAAAAAACAGAGAGUGUUUGUUUCCAAAUGCAAUUUAUGCUCCUCGGGCUAAAUGGACUCCUGCUGUUUACAUGGUUCCAUUUUCCUUAUCAAAAGUUUAUCUAAGUUUUGCGACUCCCUGCUCAGACUUGGAAAAAAAGGAAGGAUGUUGAGAAGCCUCCAGAAAAUUCUAGAAACCUCAGCUUGCCGCCAACGUCAAGGCUCCACGUCCCUCCUCAUCGCCUCUAACGCCCACUUCGCUGCUGUGGGACCCAUCUGUGAACUUAGGUGGCGAGAAAAAUCAAACACACCACAGAUACCACUUUUACCGCUUUGACAACACAGGUCUAUGUCAGGCAUGGGGCCUGGGACACGCGGAGAAUUCAAGUUUCCUACAUUGGUAAAAGUCUUUCCUUGAGAGGAGAUCAAACCUCAAAGCAGCUUUCACUUGACCUUUAAGGAUAAACACUUGGACGCAGCUCUGGAUAAUCCCUUCUGAACUGAUCUCCGGUGAGGGUGUGUGGCGUGUCAUUAGGCUGCCCAGGAUGCUGGCGAAGUGGUUACCGAAAUAAAAGAAACAGAUCAACAACAUAUGUUCUCCCUGAGCCAUCUGUCCAUGGUUUUGCCCAUGCUGAAAUGGUUAUGAGACAGGAUUUAAUGAUCUCUGUGUGUUGGACAGGGUCACAGUUUCCGAUCCGACCAGGGCCAGACAUGUGAUGUAAAGAAAGCAGUGGAACUGGCGAGAAUCAGGGUGCACUGAACACAGCUUGUGCUUUCUGUUGUCCCCUGCCCCUCAGCUGCUGCUGGCCUUCCCAUGGAGCAACAAAUGUUGCUUCGUGGCCUGACAUUUCAAGAGAAGUCAGAAAGCUGGAGUUGCAAAUCUUUGUAUUUUUAAAGGAUGACAACUAAUCAACUUUUAACCCAGAUUUUAAUUCAUACAAAACUCUGCUAACAAAAUUAUGAUCUUUCCAUUUCUCUCCACUGGAGAAAAGCUCUGGAGUUUCUAAGCAAGUAGAAUGUCACAGGAUAUGAUGACACCAGUAUCGAGAGAUCUCCCGUCCCUUCCUAUUCAGUUUAGAGCAGUAACAGACAUUUUUGUUGAAUGCUUAAUAUUUACCAGGUUACUAAACUUGUCACUUAGUCUGUUUUGAGAAUGUGGCGAACAGUGUUUUAAGGGCAGGGAAACUUAAAAAAAUUACUAAGUAAGGCACUGCAUUCAAGCCAGGGUCUUUGGGUAGAAAGCCAGCCAAGACCACAAAGAGUAAGAAAAGCUGGAAAAACCCAGAGGAAAGGAAAGGGAUGAGAUAGGUCAGAAGAAAAGGACACAGUGUGGCCUGGGAGUCUCUCCCACUUGAAGCCAUGUGGGAUCUGCCCUGGGCCUCCGCCCCAUGGGUGAGUAUUUUCAGUAGACAUUGCAAGUGCGGCUAUUUCUCUGAUGAAUGUCAGCACAGCAGCUAUCUCGUGACUCAUCACUGCUGCAGAUGCAUCCAGGAGAUGAUGGCAGAGCUUCAAAAAACAGGAUUCAUCCUGCAGACAUACCUGGAAGACAUUUCGGCGGCCUCAUGCUCCGAAUUAGAAUUACUAUGAAGACUCACAGCGUGAAGCACUGUGUGCUUUGGUGAAACGUCUUUGCGUGUCGUUGCUCAUUUGAUGUCAUGAAGUCUGGAAGGAUGGAGAGCAAAUAUUUUACAGCUAUUUUCCCAGUGAGGACACUCAGGCCCAAAGAAGCAAAGAAAUGUAACAAAGUCCACUCCCUUGACAGUUUGGAAACUGCCAAUCCAGGGUCUUUGCAUCCAGCCUCCACCCGCGCUCCAGGAUGGAGAGAAGUUUCUCUGCAGAGUCCCAUGGGGGCAUGGGCCCAAGUCAUCUGUCCCCAUUACGUCCUCGAGUGACAGAUGAACCUCACAGAGACACAGGGACACAGAAACUCACACAGCCCCUGUUUACUGACCUAAGGCAGCAGCCCCAGGAUAAUUUUGCCAGUAGGUCUCUAGAGAGGAGUCACAUCAGAUGUAUGAAAGUCAAGAUUUGGCCAAAAUAAAAUUGAUCAUGUAAUUAUUUCCCCAUUAAAAAUUUCACUAGAGAAAUGACUCAAGUCAUUAGCAUUUCAAAUCAGUUUUGUUCUCCAAGACUUGAAUUUAUGCUAAAAUUUUCAGGGAUAUUUAUGGAUCUCUCACAAGUGCUACAUAAAGCAGUAAGGGAAGACAGUUUAAAAAAUUAUUCAUGACCUCCCAACCCUGUCUUUUCAAAGCAUCACACUCAUCAAUCAGGCCAGGAGACGCAGCUCCAUCUGGAGUCACUUUCCGAACCCAGGAGAAAGGUCCACGCCCUGGGCUGAGAAAGAUGCAGCAAACCCAUUGCGCUCUGAACCACUCUCUCCUCAACACUGCCGGAAUUUGUUUGAAUGUGUUUUACACUGAUUAGAUCUGAGUUACCAAAUGGGGUUGCUCUGAUUGUCUCUAGCCAACUAAUUUUCAGCUCCCUGGAGUACAUAUCUGCUGGGGAGGAGGAAAGGUAAACGAAACAGCAAGGUUCAUAGUGUCAUCAGCAGAUGGAGGCCAGAGUUUUGCAGGUGCCACCACUGAUAAGAAAGUGAUGGUGGAUUCCAUCAAGGGGCAACACAGCUUGGCAGCAUCGCUUAGAAGUUCCAAAAGUGGAUCUGGUAUCAUGAGUGACUGACGUCGCUGUUGUCUGUACCACUUAGCAUCCGUGAAAAGGAGGUGUUUUCAGUGUUCCACACCCUGCUCCCUGACCUACGUGGUCCUCCCUGUAGACUGCUGUCACAAAGAAGGCCAUAGAAUGCGUCCUUCAAUAGGCUAUGUGUUGUGUCGGUGCAGUGGGACACAUGGGUGUGACCAGCUACCUGUGCUGCAGGACGCCUGUGGUAAAGAAAUAAUUUUAAGAUACACAAAAACUACCCAAGUGAGCUUGUAUCUCACAAGAUUACUAUAUAAUGCUACAUCCACUAUGCAUACUGAAUAUAUGUGGAUAUGCCUAGCAUGUAUCUAUAAGCCAGGUACCUUCUUAUCCUUAUUUAUAGAUGAAAUUUUUAUCUUUAGGGAGGUAAAGAAAAUUGACAAGUUAUACUGCUUGUUAGACUGAGAGCUAAGGUUCGUGACUGGGUAUAAUUUUACCACCAUGUACACUUUUUGUAGUAUGCUGUUUAUCUAAACUUCUAUUUGUUGCAUGAUAAUUGACUAUUUUUUAUAGUAAAAAAUAAAACCAUUGACUUAUAACCUUGCAGUUGUAAGGCUUUCAUAAUAUAGUUAAACUCUUUAAAAGCUGAAGGGAAAAAAUUUGUCAUGUCCUUUCAAAUGUGGAUUGAAGGAGAGGAAUUCUUCACCCUGGAUAUUGUAUACAUGAAUCUUUUUAUGAAUAGAGAACUUUAUUUUAUUGCUCUUCUGGCACUCAUGUGAUCUAUAUUUGAACUUUUCUGGUAAUCUGAUGUCUAUUAAAAUUUUUUGCUUAUAGAGAGUAAAAAUAUAUUUAUCUCUAAUUUC